Molecule: messenger RNA, 2710 nt
Organism: Amoebophrya sp. A25
Lineage: Eukaryota; Dinophyceae; Syndiniales; Amoebophryaceae
Source: the annotation of a GenBank genome assembly
AUGCAACUGGAUUUGGACUCUCUUGUGUUUCACACGCAGAGACGGGUUGAGGAUUUGUUGUUGACUUUUGGACGGGGAAGUAGUGAGCAGACCGCGGAUGAUGAACAGGAGGUAGUGAGCAGACCACUGAAAAAACCCGAUUGGGAGGACGGAGACCACGAUAUCAGGAAGAAGAAUCCGUGUGCCGCACUGAAGAAAAUUGGAGACCGCUACGAUAUUAUCACGCGUGGUGGAGACAAGGAUAUCUCAACUGUGAACCAAGUUGGUUUUGGAGUACAGCUACUGAAAACGGGAACUAGACGGAUGCAAGAGUUCCUUGCGCGUUUCUUCGUGGAUCCUGUGUGCCACGAGAAACGGUAUAAGGCGCCGGGAGCCGAGACGUUGGGGAGUGCUGCUUAUUUAUGAUAUCUGCACCAGUCGCGUCAGCCGCGUCUACGUGCAGUACAUUCUUCUCUUCACGUAGAAGCGGCUGACGCGACAAACAUUCCUACUAUGGUUCUUCCUCUCUUCACAUAGUAGUUCUAUCGACGUCCAUAGAUGCGGAUGUGAUAAUUGUGAGUACUCAAACUAAUUAAAGUGUCGUACAUACCCCACGAUUGGGUACACUACUACUACUACUACUAAUAUGAAGGCACUAAUAGUACGAUGAUCUUGUUUUUCCAGUGUGCUUUCUUUUCAGCCCCUCUAACUCCAAACGCUGGUCUGCAAAAACUAGGUCGCAUCGAGGUAGGCGACCAACAAUGCGCUAACGACUUGUUGUGGAAAAACGUCCAAGGCUUGGGCGACAGAGUGUUAGCACUUCACCCCAGAAAUUUCGAUGAUGCGACGUUGCUACACCAGCCGUUUAUUCUGCAUCUUAGUGGUGUAUCGCGGCACACACGAGACUUGGUAUUUGAAGCGGUGGAGCAAGCGGAGAGGGUGAUGCAUCAGGAUGAGGACGAGCCGGAAAGAUGGGAGAUGAGCCAGGACAGAAAGGAGCAAAUGAAAGAAAGCAAUGUGUCAACGGACGACAUUUGGGAAACGAUUUUCAUUCCUGCUGCGACUGAGGAAGAAUUAUCGACACAAAAAUCGACACAAAAAGCCCAAAACGAACAAUCUUUUUCUGAACAGUGGUCACAACUUUUGUACCGUGCGGCAGAAGAGCUAGAUGAGCACUGGUUUUGGCCUCUACAGCCUUUGUAUGAAAAGCAAAUGGAGGCAAAAUAUCCGAGGAUGCGUGCUGGUCGUCGUGGAGAGUGGCUUCAUCAGGGAACUCGAGCACGCGGCGCACCAAAUAUUAAGGCUCAGCUUUCAAUGGUCACCAUUGAGGUUGGAGUCACUGAGAUCGAAGAGGCGACCUUCCCUUGAGAGGAGAACAGGGGAAAACGAAGGGAAAGGAGAGAGCUUUGAAGGGGGUCCCUUCCGUUCAGAGUCAUGAUGACCAUUGAAGGCUGAGCUUUAAAAAUAAGCUCUUCAUCGAGAGGACCUCAGCACCAGGGGCUAGCAAUUACAAUUAUUGUCCCGACUCUCCGCACUUCUGGGAUUUGAUCAAAAGUGGUCUUGAUUCGCUCCAGCGUGCAAAGAUUGACGUCCUUGCGAAGGCAGAAGAUAAUCAUCAAAAUUCAUCUACCUUGUCGUGGGCUUUGAGUCCAGAUUUCACGACUCGUGACGUUUUUCACUUGCCGUCAGUUCCCACUUCGUUUGUGGCAUCGCGGAUUACGUACAUGCUUGAGGUUACGCCGUACUUUUUUGACGGUCGUGUCAUGGAACAAGGACGACGUGGCAAAACCAAAGGGCUCGACGUGAAUGAAGAGUCAGCAUUUUUCGAUGACGGAGGGUCUUUAAACUCGCAGCAAGUAGGUGGUCCUUCGUCAACGCGCCCAAAGUCAUCUUGGCAACUGUCUACGUUGCGUUUUCUUCGCUGUUAUCAGCUAUAUUUCCCACAGUCGGCACUCGACAUCGUGCUAAAUGGAGAGGACCAACUUUCCUUUCUUCAUCGGGGAAGCGAUAACGAUAAAGAACUGGAGAUGAAGAGAAAGCAGGAAGAAACCCUACGCGAAGAAUUACGCCAGAUGUAUCGUGCUCUGACAACGGAUGAAGGCCUCGAAGACUUGUUGCUUGCCACAGGAGACGUCGAUGCACAUGUACAAGGACGAGAAAUCUCCGAUAGGACAAGGACAACUUGCGGUAGUUGUAGUACACGACAACCUCAACCGGAACCGCAGUUCCCGUUGACUCUAGACCGUAGUCGUUUUCGUGUUUACACAUGGCCGCAGUUGGGAUGGAAAAGUGAAUUACCGAAGUGGGAAGCUUGCCAACGGUGUAGACUGGAUCUAAAAAGCACGACCGGAGCCGAGGAGGAUAGUACCAAUGGCCUUCGUCUAAGCAUGUUAGCCUGGACCGGCACACUGUUGCUUCACCGUGCAUCUGAAGAGCGUUUCCGAGUACCAAGACAGAGUGAGUGCAGCUGCGAGGAGAUACCAGGCGGGUCGUAAAGUUCUCUAAUUUUUACUCAGUAAGUACUAUCCAUCAAAUGUUUUUCUCCGUUCUUUGAUGAUGCGUGAUUGUAGGUGCUCCAACCCGAAAUUUGAUUCCAAGCCCCUUCAACAUCACAUGUGAAUGAUUAUUCUGAUUGUUCAUGUUCUCAGGGCAAAAGGAGGUGCCUGAACUAAUAUUAUUACACACAGUGACAGGAUAUAACACAAGCGUGCUCAAACAACUAGGUCUUCAC